AUGAAGAUGACUUUGCAGCUAAGCCUUCCUUUCCAUCUGUUGAGACCUGCAACUGCCUCUGCUUUGACCAGUUGGUUGAGACAUCUUUGCACUUCCCGCCAAUGGUACAAAAAGGAUGCCAAUGAAUCAAAGAAUGAUGCCAUUGAACCUAAAAAUGAUGCCAUUGAACCUAAGAAUGGUGCCAUUGAACCUAAGAAUGAUGCCAGUGAACCAAAAGAUCAGUGGGUUGAAGGGUUGGAGAAGUUAAAGGAAAGAUUCCAGGAGAUUCAUCAUAGAGAUGUUGCAUUCCCCUACUAUGCAGAUAUCUGUGUGAUAGGUGGUGGUGCUGUUGGUGCCUCUGUUGCCUACUGGCUCAAGCAACGCAAUGAAAAGUUGAAUGUUGUCGUCUUGGAAAGAGAUCCAAGUUACAGUUAUGCAUCAAGCACUUUGUCAGUUGGUGGCAUCAGACAACAGUUUUCCUUGCCUGAGAACAUUCAGCUCUCACAAUUCGGCAUCAAUUUUCUCCGCACCAUGGGUCGAAAUCUCCAGGUCGAAGGGAGAGAUCCUCCAAACCCAUCAUUCUCACCACAUGGUUACAUGUUUGCUGCAACUGAAGAAGGAAUGGAUCAGCUAGUCAAAAAUAUUCAUCUUCAGAGAAAGUAUGGUGCCAAAGUGGAGUUGCUUACAGCCAAUGACUUGAAGCAGCAAUUCCCAUGGAUGAAUGUGGAAGGCCUGGCUGGUGCAAGUCAUGGGCUGGAAGGGGAAGGAUCCUUUGAUCCUUGGGCUGUCAUCUAUGCUCUCAAGCGCAAGACCAUCUCCUUAGGAGGACAUUACAUCCAUGGUGAAGCUGUUGGUUUUGCCUUUGACAAAACCCUGGAGGGGGAAUUUUUUGGACACAUAGGCAGUCAGUUCAACCGAAUUGACAAAGUUCUGGUCAAAAUGGACUCAGGUGAGAUGCGUUUUGUGAAAGCUGCUUAUUAUGUGGUGGCUGCUGGAGCCUUUGCAAAGAAUAUUGCAGAAAUGGCAGGAAUUGGGAAAGGAGAAGGUCUGCUUCGUCAUGUUCUCCCAAUUGAACCCAGGAAGCGAUAUGUCUUUGUGUUCCACUGCCCUGAUGGACCAGGAUUUGACUGUCCAAUGUUCAUUGACCCAAGUGGGGUGUAUUUCCGAAGAGAGGGACUUGCAGGAGUGUAUCUCUCUGGCCGAUCACCACCUUCACCUGACCUUGAACCACCUAUAAGCAACUUGGAUGUGGAUUACUCCUUCUUUGAUAAUCAUAUUUGGCCAAUCCUUGCACACAGGGUUCCAGCAUUCCAAGCACUUAAACUUCGAAGUGCAUGGGCAGGAUAUUACGAUACUUGCUACUUUGAUGAAAAUGCAAUCAUUGGACCCCAUCCAUAUCACUCAAACAUGUACUUUGCAGCUGGGUUCUCAGGACAUGGUAUACAGCAGUCCAUGGGAGUUGGUCGUGUUGUGUCUGAAAUGAUCAUUGAUGGGAAGUGUGUUACCAUUGAUCUGGGACGAUUUGGUUUUUCUCGCAUUAUGCUUAACAAGCCCCUAUUAGAAGAAAAUAUUGUUUAG
Darwinula stevensoni is the source of this 1557-nucleotide messenger RNA. The record is from the annotation of a GenBank genome assembly. NCBI's taxonomy places the organism in Eukaryota, Metazoa, Arthropoda, Ostracoda, Podocopida, Darwinulidae.